Mycena citricolor is the source of this 1786-nucleotide messenger RNA. The record is from the annotation of a GenBank genome assembly. Lineage: Eukaryota; Fungi; Basidiomycota; Agaricomycetes; Agaricales; Mycenaceae.
UCAAGUCGUGGCAACUAGACUUCAGAGUCACGCCAGGGUCUCUCACGACAUUUCUUUCUCCCCACAUCUUUCGCAAUGCCUGCCGAUUCAGAUACUCAAACAAUGUCGUCGACCAUCGGCCCCGAUCUCCCAGUUCACUCGACGACUUCGAAUGCCCCGGGACGCGACUUCGGGUUCCUGCCUGUGCCUCGGUGCGCCCAUCUGGGUAGCUCUGGCGAGAUUGGUUAUGCUAGAGUCCUUGCGUUUGCAGUCGCGGCUACUUUCACUGCAAUGAAUUUGUACUACUGCCAACCCAUUCUCGUACAACUUGCGGAAGCGUUUCAAGUCGACGACUUCCAAGUCUCUCGAAUUCCGAUUCUUCUCCAGGCUGGAUACGCGACGGGUUUGCUAUUCAUCGCACCGCUAGGCGACAUAUUCCAUCGGCGGCAGCUCGUUCUGAUUCUGAUUCUAAUUUCGGGAGCCCUCACUGUCGGUCUCGCAUUGACGAGCUCAUUGAUCGCCUUUGAAGUCCUUUCUUUCUUGACAGCAGUCGCCACCGUGACCCCUCAGGUCCUGAUCCCUCUCACUGCGGAUCUGGCUCCAGCGAACCGGCGGGCAACCUUCAUCGCCCUCGUCCUUGCAGGGCUUCUCACGGGUGUUCUCGUUGCCCGUGUUUUCGCCGGGAUCAUCGCGCAAUAUUCAUCAUACCACAAUGUCUAUUGGAUGGGUGCCGGCGGUCAAUUUUUCCUCGCCAUCGUCCUCUAUCUGAUCACGCCACCUGUCCCGGUCAAAAACACCGGCCUAUCAUACUGGCAGAUCAUGAAGAGCAUGGCGAAAUUUGCAGUGACCGAGCCCAUCCUGAUUCAAGGAUGCAUCAUCUUUUUCUGCGGCGCAGCGAUAUUCUCCGGAUUCUGGGUUACCAUGACUUUCCUUUUGGACGGCGAACCCUAUAACUAUUCACCUUUGGUCAUCGGAAUAUUCGGUGUCGUCGGACUAGCGGGAAUAUGCAUGUCACCGCUCAUCGGACGGGCGGUAGACAGCCUUGUGCCCUGGGCUGCGAGCUUUGUUGCCAUAUGUUUCGUUCUGUCGUCUCAGAUCAUCGAGACGUUUGGUGCCGAGAAGAAUAUUGCCGCUGUUAUUAUUGCGACGCUGAUUCUCGAUGUCGGUGCUCAAGCUACUCAAGUCUCAAUGACGACAGUCAUUUUCGGAAUUGACCCACAUGCUCGGGCGCGUUUGAAUACCCUGCUCGUUGGAUCCGUCUUUCUCGGGCAGGUCACUGGAACUGCUGUUGGAACUAAACUAUAUGUUUCUGGCGGAUACAAGCUCUCCUCGGGCAUCCGCGUCGUCUUUGCUGGAGUUGAGCUUCUCGCGCUUCUGGCAAGAGGCCCCCAUGUCCCGAGGUACACUUGGGUCGGAUGGGCGGGCGGCAUGAAACUUCGGAAAUCGUCGCCAGCGCCACCGAUAGAGGCAGAAAUCACGGAGGCGGAGCUUAACUCCGGCGGAAAGAACCAGUAAUUCAUGAAAUAGAGUGUAUUUUCAGCCCCUCAGCGAAGCAGUGCAGGACUUUGAUCUCUUGGAAAAGCUGGAGGAACAUGAGCCGCCGCGCAUCGCACAUAGUUCCAUCGGGCGGGGGGAGACCGAGAGUCGGCAACGCCAUGAAUCAGACUUUUUCAAAGGAUGUAUACCAUCAUUGCUCUGCGCAUGUACUGCGGCUCAGCGAGUAAUACCCGAAAGAGAGACAUAGCGGGCGAUGCUAUCCAACCAUUUAUCCAACCGCUUGAUUUUGAUCUCUAAUAGCGUCAUUUUG